Molecule: messenger RNA, 7461 nt
Organism: Ictalurus furcatus (blue catfish)
Lineage: Eukaryota; Metazoa; Chordata; Actinopteri; Siluriformes; Ictaluridae
Gene: mpripb
Product: myosin phosphatase Rho interacting protein
Exons: 24
Coding region: 872-6625 (1917 amino acids)
Biological process (GO): actin filament organization
Cellular component (GO): actin cytoskeleton
Molecular function (GO): actin filament binding
Source: RefSeq, a predicted model, not a curated record
UCGCGCUCCAUAGGGAGCGACCUCCUCUCCAGCCCUAAAGAGGGAGAAACACAGCCAGGCACGUCGCCUGUUAGCCGUGGGAAUACAGCAAACCGACCGAGCUAGGUGGCCAGGCAGCUGUAUCGCGUUAGGUUAUAACGUUAUGUCGAAACCGUAGCGUGAGUUGGAAAACAUGCGGUUGCGGCGGCGGCUCAGGCGGGAUCAGGAGGGACUGGAAGCUGGGAUUCGCCCAUUAGACUGCUAGGAGAGGCUUCAUUAGCCUGUUAGCUAACGGAUAACACGGCUAGCUAGCGAAGGAGAAUUAAACGGACGCUAAACUUCGGAGCUAGCUAGGAGAAAUUGCGGUUAGAAUUUUGAAAGUCUACCUCACUACUCCUGUUUGUUUGGAGGGUUUUUUUUUGAGAGGGGGGAUUUAUUUAUCUAUACCUAGAUACUUAAUCUUCAGCUAAUGGUUGAACACGCGAAACUAUAUUUUGCGACUGUUUUGUUCGCUGCUUGGCCAGUAGCUAACAAUAUUGAUCAGAGCAGCUUGUUAAUCACUCGGGGUCGGCUUUGUGCUUCCAGGCCAUGGACUGAACAGCCGUCUACAACCAGAAGGUAGCUAGCUUGCUUUCUGGCUGGCUGGCUGGCUAACCCUGGGUUUAAAUAGAAAGUCCAGUAAGUUUAUACACUCUGAGCUUUGCUUUUGGACUGGAACAAGAAGAAAAUAAAACCUUCUGCUGGAUCAAGUGUAUUGGGGAUCAUGUUUUGGAUGCUCGGCUCCGUCCCAAAUUGGAUGUGAAGGAAAGAGGGGAAAAACCCGAGCGGAUUCUCUAUAGUUUUCUACUUUCUCGAGUUCGGGACUUUGGUAAAAAAAAAAAAAAUAAUAAUAAUGUCUACUGCAAAAGAAAACCCUUGUAGGAAAUUCCAGGCGAAUAUUUUCAACAAAAGCAAAUGUCAGAAUUGCUUCAAGCCGCGCGAGCUGCAUCUGCUGACCGACCCAGACCUCAACCAGGCUAAACCGAUCUAUGGAGGCUGGCUGUGCUUGGCUCCAGAGGGAACGGAUUUUGACAAUCCGAUGCAGAGGUCUCGGAAAUGGCAGCGGCGCUUCUUCGUCCUCUAUGAACACGGCUGCUUGCGCUUCGCUCUGGACGAAUCUCCAAGCACACUACCGCAAGGCACUGUCAACAUGAACCUGUGCACAGAUGUGAUAGAUGCCGAACCUAAGACCGGCCAGAAGAACGCGCUGUGCAUCAUCACGCCUGAACAGGAGUACUACAUCCGGGGGGACAGCAAGGAAAUUAUCAACGGGUGGAGCGAGCAGCUAGUUGUUUAUCCAAGGACCAACAAGCAAAAUCAAAAGAAGAAGCGCAAGGUGGAGCCCACGACGUCUCAGGAGCCUGGUCCAGCCAAGGUAGCUGUGACGGGCUCGGGCAUCCCUGAGGCGGAGAAGGUUCCAGACUCCAGUUCCAUCAUAUGGCAGGAGGAGCUGCAGAGCAGAGAAGCAGAAGUGUCGCAGGCGUGGUCCUCAACAGACAUGUCACCCCAGGGCUCACUGCUGACCCCUGCAGCAGAGGAGGCAUCCAUGAGCCGUAGUUCGGACCUGGGCUCCGUUAACGGCGAUGAGGUGGACCGCGGCACCUUCUCUUUUCCCCCGUGUAUGUCUCAGCCCCCGCAGGACCUGGUUUCCCCGACAGCAGGCUUGCUGGGGGGUGUUCCACGGUGUCCAUCGCCUGCACACAGUGAACCCUUCCCUUCAGGCAGCAGUCUGUUGUCUAACGGCUCGCACAUCAGCGGCUCCAUCAGCUCGCUUGACUCGGACGCCAGCACAGAUAGCCACGUACCACUCCGAAUACGCACCAGGCCUGAGAAACGCAGAGAGAGACAGGACAGGGAGGCUGUACUCAGCCCAGAGAGGAGUGGGCGUUCGAACGUGAUCGAGAAGCUUGAGGCGCUGGAGCUGGAGAACGCAGAGAGGAUGGAGGUCGAGGAGACGGUGCGCAGUGAGGCCAGACAGGGCCGCAGUGAAAUGAGACGCUUCAACAGACAGGAGCAGAAGCUUGACCCAGCACAGGGUCUGGACUUCCACCCCUCCACUCUUCCUCCACUGAGAAGAGCCAAGUCACUGGACCGCAGGACAACGGAGUCAGUCAUGACACCAGACUUGCUGAAUUUCAAGAAAGGCUGGAUGGUGAAACUUGAUGAGCAAGGCCAGUGGAAGAAGUAUUGGUUUGUACUGACGGACCACAGCCUACGAUAUUAUAAGGAUUCGAUUGCUGAGGAGGCAUCGGAUCUAGAUGGGGAAAUUGACCUCAGCACUUGCUAUAAUGUUACAGAGUACCAAGCUCAGCGCAAUUAUGGCUUCCAAAUUCAUACCCAGGAGGGAGUGCACACCCUCUCCGCCAUGACAGCAGGAAUACGCCGCAACUGGAUCCAAGCCGUCAUGAAAAAUGUUCGACCUUCCACAGCUCCCGAUGUUGCAAGCCUGACAGACGAACAUGGUUCCUUUGGCCCCUUGGAGAGUCUUGCGCGGCCCGACAUCACUCAGGACUCUCCGUCCUCCGAGGCCUCGUCUGUGGAGCGUGAGCCGCCGAGGAAGAGUCGAGCACAAGAGCGACGGCGCGAAGGACGCUCCAAAACUUUCGACUGGGCCGAGUUCAGGCCCAUCGCCCAGGCGCUGGCGCAGCAGCGAGCCCACGAAGCCGACGCUCUCCAGGCUCAGCUCGGCGACGCCGAACGCAGCAAGAGGAGGGAGGAGAGACGGAGGAGGUACGAGUGUGUGACGGGCAGCUUGUCCUUCGAGCCUUCUCCUGACAUCAGCAGGAUGGACUUGGAGAGCGCGCACACGAAUGUGGGCAGCGUGUGUCCGCCCUCGCCCGAGCGUCAGCAGAAAGUGGAGGAUGAGAUCGAGCAGCACUGGCAGCAGGUGGAGAAAACGCCAAUCAGAGAGGAGAGGAGAGUACCGCUGUCCACAGCACUGAGGACCAGAGAGACAACCGAGCUCGAAAAACUACUAGAGAGCUACAAAAAGGGGGUAGAAGAUCUGAAAGCGCAGUUAGAGACGUGCCACCAGCAGCUGGCGGAUUCGAACCAGCACAAGCAGGAGCUUGAGAACCAACUCAAGGCUGCUGUGGAUCGGGAGCAUCAGAUCCGUGCUGGGUACAUCUCACCACUGGAGUCACCUUUGAGUCUUGAGACAAAGCCCCAGAUGAAGAAGCCAGAACUGGUUAGUUCUCAAGCUCAGAGCUUAACAAAGAAGUACCAGGAAACCAAAGAGCUUCUCCAGCUGCAAGAACUGAAAAAGCGCAACAUGCAGGCACAGCUCGGCCUUUCACUUUCACACUUAUGCACCAAGGAACCUUGCCUUUCUGACACCAAAAAAUCAUCCACUUCAGAGAUCCUUUCUUCUAAUCUUGUUACAAAAUCGGUCGCCUUUUUACUUCUGGAUAAUGAGGGCAAGAUCAGAGAGCUUGAGGACUUGAUAGAUUGUAGUAAACCGUUGUCGGUUAAAGAGUUGACACAACUGCUGCACUGUCACACUGAUUCAGUACUGUGCGAUCUCCCUCGAGACACAAACGAACAUGAUGGAUCGAUCGACAUAACGAAAUGCCAGAAACUUUUGGAAUGUCUUAAAAGUCAGCAGGAAACGGAGAACGAGACAAUGAGGAAGAGUUUGGCCAAGGCCGGGGACAGCAUUCGGGAUUACGAGGCCCGGCUGAUCACAAUGGAGGACAUGUUAGGAAGGGUCCAGAAAACUCCCUAUAUGUCUCCUUGUCAACAGGACGACUCGGUGCAAAUGACAAACCGUGGUCUAUCUCAAAAGGUCGAACUGCUAACGAGUGAAAAUGAAGCACUAAACCAGCGUUAUCAGGAAAUAGUCAACCAGUUGAGAGAGGCAGACCGAGAGAUAGACAGACUAAAAGCAGAGCUUCAAAGUGGGAAACAGUAUCAGCAAAGCAGAGUAAAUCAGGAUGUGAUUGAGGCAGGAGACAAAGAAGCUUUUAAGAAUUUGUAUGAGCAGGAACUCCUUGACAAGUCUCAGAAGCUUGAAGAGGCACUCCUCAAGUUGGAGUCACUUGGGAAUAGUUUGAAAGAUACUGAAAAGAAGCUGCAGCUCAAAGAGGCUACUCUGAAAGGUCUGGGAUUUCAGGUGCCCGAAAAUGAAAAAGAUGACGAAUCAUCAGAAUUGGAGAAAGAGCACCUCAGACAUCGUAUAGAGAUGAUCGAGUCCAAGCUUUCCGAAAAGGAAAAGUUGCUCCGAUCUGUUGAACAAAUCUGUAGAGAGCUUCAAGUGCAGAACAUGGAACUCCAGAUGAAAAAGCAAGAGGCUGAACGGACUUUUAACCGAGCGCUUUCAGAGGCUGAAGAGGACAUUAGAAUGUUGAAAGAGAGAGCUGUGGAAGAGGUGGAGGCAGAUGAUGAAGGCAGAGUAGACAGUAAGUGCCAAGUGUUGAUACAGAGUGAUGGAGAUGUGAUGGAGGAAGUGUUGGAAGGUUUCAAGAGGAGGUCUAAUGCUCUUAAUCAGGUAUUAGCCAUGUUGAUGAAGUCCACUGAGAACGAACGUGAUGGAUCGCGCAUUGGCUUUGAGGAAGGUAAUGUGGGAAGGAAUUUGACAGGAAGUAUGAUUGCGUUGUUUGAGCGUGAGAUUUUGGAUCGAGUUUUAAGUGGCAUUGAGAAUAGUCAAGUAGGUAACGGAGAUUGCGAGCAAGCAUUUGUUGUCAAAAAUAUAGUAGAACGAAUGCUAGUGGAAAACAAAAUCUUAUUUACUGUGAUCAAAAACAUUGAGAGCCCAGUAAACACUGAACAUGCCGAGAUGCAGACCAAUAAAGAUGUAGUAGGAGAUGAGAAGAUUAAUGAUGUCAUUAUGAAACGGCUUAUUGAAACCAUACAAAGUAAAGUAACCCUGUUGAAUCAGAUUGCGUCAACCAUUAAUGAACCUACAAAUGUACAGUUCAAGUCUUUGGCUUUAACGCUGUCUAGCUGUGUACCUCAAACACCGUUGUCUCUGUGUAUUCAAGAUGCCAUACUGGAGGUAACUCGCACAUAUCUUAUAAUACGGCAAAUAUUCCAAACGGAGAACGAAAUGCACUCGGACAUUGAAGCAGCCACAGCUGCUUGUGGUGGUUGUUCUCGGUUAAAAAAGCAAAACCUGGAGCUUAAAUUGCAGCUUGACCAAAUGGCGACCCAAACGUCAAGCCCGCAGAACACUAUCGCUGAUUACUCCAAGCCAGUUACGUGCAUCCACAUAGAGGAUGAACCGAUCGAUUCCCUGGACAAGGCCAUUCAGUUACAAGACAUGGCGGCAAAACACAAGACAGAGCUUCGAGAAGUGAGGGAGGCCUAUGAGCGAGAAGUGGCUAAACUGAAGGAGGACGUGUCCAAGAGUGAGGAAACACUAAGACUGAGAUCAGAGGAGAAUGUAAAAGAGAUCGACUCUUUGACUGUCUGCAUGGAGAAUCUAAAGAAGAAGCAUGAAGUGGAGCGCAACAUGUUGGUGGAGCAUUUUAACCAGGAACUGGCUGAGCUUAAUGAUGUGAUGGGUUCUCUUAGAGCAGAACUUCCAGAUGAUGGCCAUCUAAACACAGCUUCCCUCAAACAGUGCAUCGAGAAGCUAGCGACGCAAGUGACGGAAGAGACGAAACGGCGAGAAGAGGACGCAGUUUUACUUCGUCUGAAAUACAACAAAGACCUGGAAAACCUGAAGGCUACAUGUGAGAGAGGCUUUGCUGCCAUGGAGGAGUCGCAUCAGAAGGUAAUAGACGAGCUGCAGAGGAAACACCAGCGGGAACUGGAGAACCUGCAGGAGGAGAAGGAGAGACUGUUGGCCGAGGAGACAGCAGCCACCAUUGCUGCUAUUGAAGCUAUGAAGAAUGCGCAUCGGACUGAGUUGGAGAAAGAAUUGGACAAAGCAAGGAAAUCCCAUAGUAACACCGAAAAUGCAGACAUUGAUGAAAUUCGCAGACAACACGAGGAGGAGCUGCUGUCAUUUCAGAGGGAAAUCGAAGUGCUGUCAGAGCAGUACUCACAGAAAUGUCUGGAGAACGCUCACCUGGCACAGGCGCUGGAGGCUGAGAGACAGGCCCUGCGUCAGUGCCAGAGAGAGAAUCAGGAGCUUAAUGCGCACAACCAGGAGCUGAAUAAUCGUCUGGCUGCUGAAAUAACAAAAAUGAGAUCAAUGACCAGUGAGGAAGGCGAAUCUGGAACGGUCAUUCAUGGAAAGGAGCUAUAUGAACUAGAGGUCAUGCUGAGAGUGAAGGAAUCAGAAGUCCAGUAUCUGAAGCAGGAGAUCAACUCAUUAAAAGACGAACUACAAGUCGCCCAAAGAGAUAAAAAGUACGCAACGGAUAAGUACAAGGACAUCUACACAGAGCUGAGCAUCGUGAAGGCCAAGGCCGAGCGAGAUCUGGUGCGACUACGGGAGCAGUUACAGUUAGCACAUGAGGCAUUGGGAGAGCCCACACCAGAGGAGGUGCAGCGGGGAGGAUACGAUAUCAUGAAAUCAAAAAGCAACCCGGACAUUCUGAAGAUGGCCGCCGCAGCUGCGAAACGCUCCGAGCGUACCAUGAGGUCAAAGAGUCUUAAGGAAGGCUUGACAGCUGAGCAAAGACUCCACUUGUUUGACAACAAGGACACGAAGGAGUUCUGAAACUUGACGCCUCAGCCCGGCUUUGCUGCAUGUUAUAGAGGUCCACCAUAUUUUAUCCCAGUAAUUAAUCACUUAGAAACACACUGGUCACGGCACACAGCAUAUUAUAAACAUGGUAUGAAGUUUGAAUUUUAUGUCUCUAGUCUGCAUUUUGUGCACUUCAGUUACUGUGACUUUUUUUUUUUUUAAUCAUGUCUUAAUGUAAAUAGUUGUUUUUAAUGAAGCAUCUAUCAUUCAUACACUAAACAUGACUGUGUCAGCUACUGUUUUAACUCUAGUAUGUGUGAAUAGCCAAAGGAUGGAUAAAUAUGUAAUGACUCGAAUUACACUUACUUAAUAAAGAGUAGAAACAAUCAUACCUGCAGACGUGCUUAUUACGCUAGAUGUGUUUAUGCACAUUCCCUCCAGCUUCCUGUCAAUUCUGACGAAAUCAGAUGGCUGGCAAAGUGAAAAAGAGACACUACUUGAUACCCAGAAGUGUUUGGUUUGUACAUGGAGAUUACUGAAUGUUGACCAGUUAAAGGCAUGGUGUUUGUUUCUGGAGGGCUUUUUUCCUAGUGUAAAAUAUAUAAACAGAUUUAUAUAGGGGGUUUCUUUAUGUAAUCAUGAUGGUCAAUCCACUGAUUGGGAGGUUUUUUUUUUUUCCUGUCUUGCCCUUCAAGCUGAUAAUGUCUGUAGUGAUGUUCAGUCACAGUCUCUUGUAUUUAUUUAAAUGUCAUAUUUGGUUUUUUUUUUGGCUCACAUUUCCAUUCCUCUAUACAUUGCUAUUGUAAAUAUACCACAAAUGUACACCGACUGACAGCAGGUUUAUUAGCAAUAAAUAUUUUUGCACCCUG